Messenger RNA from Daphnia magna, 2263 nucleotides. RefSeq names its product acyl-CoA dehydrogenase family member 11. The record is from RefSeq and is a predicted model, not a curated record. NCBI's taxonomy places the organism in Eukaryota, Metazoa, Arthropoda, Branchiopoda, Diplostraca, Daphniidae. The transcript has 10 exons. Gene Ontology annotation, molecular function: oxidoreductase activity, acting on the CH-CH group of donors. The coding region runs from base 93 to 1961 and encodes 622 amino acids.
UAAUUUCGUCUGCUGCUACUUGUUUAUUGUUUUCGUCGUCGUUUUGUCGAGUGUUUGAAUAGGUCUCAGUCUACCUGUUACUUUUCCCGAGCAUGUUUUCGGUUCUACCAAAAAAAAUAGUAUCUCCCGUUUUGUACAGCUUUCCAAUUAAAUAUGUUAGCUCAACUUCUAUUAAUUGUAAUACCGCCAUCGGCAUCCCAUUUGCGAAAGCCAAGGAGGGAAGUUUUGUACAAGAUGCUCCGCACCUAGAAAAUUCAUUUGAAGGCGACGCUUUUCUUAAGAGAAACUUGGAGCGUAUUUUGCCGAAUAACGUUUAUAGUGAUGUGAAAAAGGAAUUAUCAGCCUUUGGUGCUCGUGUAGCUACAGACAUCUACAAGCUGGGUAGAGAAUGUGAACUGAGUCCUCCUUACAUGAAGCUUCAAGAUGCCUGGGCAAACCCUCAUAACAGAGUUGUAACUUGUGAAUCUUGGAAGGAACUGAAACGAGUGUCAGCUAGAGAGGGCAUGGUUGCUCUAGCAUAUGAAAGGAAUCCAAAGCACCAAGGGUUUAGCCGCUUUAUUCAGAUGUCAAAAAAUUAUCUUUUUUAUCCUUCAUCAGGACUCUAUAGCUGCCCACUAGCCAUGACUGAUGGAGCUGCAAAAACCUUAGAGGUGAGUGGAUUUAAGGAUCAUGGUGGAGCAUAUAAAAAUUUAACAUCAAGGGACCCGGAGAGGUUUUGGACAUCUGGCCAGUGGAUGACGGAAAAAAGAGGUGGUUCGGACGUGGCGGGCGGCACUGAAACUCUGGCAGUGCAAGACCCAAACUUCAGAAAUAUGUACAAGCUUUAUGGCUACAAGUUUUUCAGUUCAGCGACGGAUGCCGAUGUCGCUUUGACACUGGCGCGCGUAGUAGAUCCUGCUACAGGCAAAACUACAGCUGGAACUAGAGGGUUGUCGUUGUUCCUUGUCCAUGUGGACCAACCGAGCAAUUUACACCUGAUUCGUCUGAAGGAAAAAUUGGGUACUAAGCAAUUACCUACUGGCGAACUCUUACUGGAUGGAAUGAAUGCUGAGUUACUAAGUGAACCUGGCCGAGGAGUUGCUUCAAUUUCUCACAUGCUGAACAUUACUAGACUGCAUAACGCAUCCGCAUCGGUCUCUGCAAUGCGACGAAUCAUCAGUUUAGCUCGGGAUUAUAGUAAUAGGCGAAUAGCAUUUGGAAAAACCAUUCGUAAUCACCCGUUGCAUGUUCGCACGUUGGCGGAUAUGGAACUAGAAUGCAGAGCUGGAUUUGUCUUGUUUGCCGAAGCCGCACGUUUGCUCAGUUUAGAAGAAAGUGGAGCCGCCAGUAACGAUCAGCAACAAUUACUCCGUCUGCUCCUCCCGCUCCUGAAACUGUAUACAGGAAAACAGUGUAUAAAAGUAGUUUCCGAAGGGGUUGAAUCAUUCGGGGGUCAAGGGUACAUGGAAGACACAGGCAUUCCCGUAAUUUUACGUGACGCCCAGGUAACACCUAUUUGGGAAGGGACAACCAACAUUUUGAGUUUGGAUGUACUUCGCGCAGUGGCAAAAACUGAAGGACAAGUUUUGGUUGCUUAUUAUCAAAGGAUCCAAGGUGUCCUCGAUUCUUCCGUAAAUCCCUCUCUAUCUGAGUGUUGUUCUCUGCUAGAGCAAUACCGUUCCCAGUUGAUAUCUUUUGCUCAGAAUAAUUCUGACCAGUUGGAGUAUGUUGCACGUGACUUUUCUUUCGGCCUGGCUCGUACUCUAGCUGGUGCUUUACUCCUGGAACAUGCUUCUUGGAGUGGGGCAGUCGAAAGUGAUGUUGCUGCCGCCGAGCGUUGGCUCAGACAACGAGAUCUUGUUGCUCAGUCACUGGCGGUAGAAAAAAUUUGCAACCCAUCUGUAACAUCUAUCCAGAAACUUGAUGAGGCUUUAGUUUUUGAUGGAUACGAUGCAAAAAAUUUGCUAUCGCCUCUGUUUUAACUUAAUUAGCAUAAAUAGAUUUAUUGUAGGUGAAGGAUAAACUGCUCGUGAUACAUUUUCAGCUGAUUUACUUCCCUUUUGGUAGAUAUUUUUUCCCAUUUACUUUUCGAAUAUAAAAAUCUAUUGUAGUUGAGCAUAUGUGUAGAUAGCAGUAAUUUCGAAAAAGAAUUGGCAGACUAGACUAUCCACGUGCUGGUGUGGUAUUUUUUUAUUUUAUUCAUUGUGCCGUUACCACUGAAAACAGAAGAUAAAUAGUAUUUCCUGCGGAUCAACGGUUAAAUACAAUGCAAGUAGGAAGGUUA